AUGAAAAAAGAACGGCGGUGGGUGCCAGGAUACCUCAGACUCAUCAAUCUUUGCAUGGCGGGCGGCAUGCCACUGCAAAAAUGGAUCUCGAAUCAACAAGGAAUCCUACAGGAUCUUCAAUUAUCAACAAAAUCAACAUCGGCGGUAGAAUUCGAGGACAAGACGGUCAAAGUAUUGGGACUGUGCUGGAAUCCUCAUUCAGACAGCUUCAUCUAUAAAUCAAGGAAGCCAUCAACGGAACAAAUUAACAAAAGGACAAUCGUCUCAGAGAUCGCCCAGAUUUACGAUCCUCAGGGACUCAUCGGACCGGUCAUCAUCAGGGCGAAAAUCUUCAUCCAAGAGCUGUGGCUUCUCAAAAUUGGUUGGGAUGAUCCACUGCCCUUGAGUCACAUCAACCGUUGGAAAGAAUUCCGGGAGGAAUUCUCAAAUCUGGAUCAAAUAUCAAUCCCACGGUGGCUUCAAACAUCAUCGACUUCAAACAACAUCCAACUUCAUGGGUUUGCUGACGCAUCGAAUCAGGCAAUGGGUGCCGCAGUAUACAUCAGAGUGGACAAUCAUCAAUCUGAGCCAUCAGUCAUCUUGGUGAGUGCAAAAACCAAGGUCGCACCACUUAAGAAAAUGACAAUUCCUCGCUUGGAAUUGACAGCUGCUGUCAUCUUAACCAAUCUGGUAAUCUACAUUAGGAAGAUGCUGGAGAAAGAGAAUCUACAACUCUUUCUUUGGUCUGACUCCACGGUGGCGCUCACAUGGAUCAAUGGACACCCAUCAAGGUGGAAGGAUUUUGUUCAGAAUCGAGAGACAAAAUCCAGAACUCAUUACCAGCAGCUGAAUGAAAACAUAUCAGGGGAGUCGAGAACCCAGCAGACUGUGCAUCACGGGGAUUAUCACCAGAUCAACUUGUAA
This is a messenger RNA of Diachasmimorpha longicaudata, 903 nucleotides long. RefSeq lists its product as uncharacterized. The transcript is spliced from 2 exons. NCBI's taxonomy places the organism in Eukaryota, Metazoa, Arthropoda, Insecta, Hymenoptera, Braconidae. Gene Ontology annotation, molecular function: nucleic acid binding. The record is from RefSeq and is a predicted model, not a curated record. Bases 1 to 903 code for a protein of 300 amino acids.